GACAACUGAUCAAGGUUUUUACCUUUGGUUCUUGUUGCGACAUAAACAAUGGGUCAAGGUCCUAUUAUAAAUCUGAUUUAGCUUUCCUAGAGUUUAGAAAUCCCUUGUCGUGCUAUGGGUCUCAUUGUUCUCUUUGGGGUUCUCAUCAUCUUGGUAUCAGAGCAUUAGAUCCCUAAAUCAGGUUUGCGUAUCUUUAGUUUUCAGUUUUUACAUCAAAAAAAAAAAUUAGGGUUCUUUUCUUUCUUGUCUGCAACUCUUUUCAUCUUGUUCUGUUGAAUCUGUGUUGCUGGUUCUGAAAAACAACAAAAAAAAAAAAUCAGAGAGAGAAAAGCACAAAAAAAAAAGGAAAGAAGUUGUUGAAAAAAACAAAAGGAAGAAUCGAAAAAAAAAAAGAAGAAAAAAAAAAGCGAAAAAAAAAGGAGAGAGAAACAAGCAACACAAUUCUAUGGUUGGAAUUCCUUAUAUAGAGAAGAAAUUUGUGGCCAAAUCCUUAAAGAAGAAGGAAUCCUACUCCAAUAAGGAGUUUGAAAUUCUCUUUGAGUUCUAUUCAAACAAGGAGAUGGCAGUUUUGUUUAUUCCUUCCUAAAUAUGGUGCAUAUGGCGAUGAAAGUAGAACAGCAACUCAAGCGUAAAGGAGCCACCACCAGAACUGGGCAAAAUUCAGGUUCCUCAUCUUCUUGGAAACUGAAUUGGAGCAAAAAGGAAGAAAAUUAUGUUUUUAAGCCUAAAACUGCAGCAUCUAAGCACACGAUGAUCUUGAGAGAAGAUGGAGAAAUUGAAAUAGAGGGUGAAUCUGAUGAUGACUCUAUGCCACCAUUGGAAGAUGCUGAUGAUGGCAUGGAAUAUGCUGUUGAUGGAGAAUUGCUUGUCACCAGGCGUGCUUUGAAUGUGCAAGCCAAAGAAGAUGAUGAAGUACAACGUGACAAUAUAUUUCACACGAGGUGCCAUGUCGAAAACAAGGUUGAAGAACUCAUGAAGAAGGGGCAUUUGAGAGAAAGCAUGAAUCCAUGUGCAGUUCUAGUGCUACUUGUGCCUAAGAAGGAUGGGACUUGGCGUAUGUGCGUUGAUUGUCACGUUGUCAAGAAAAUCAUUGUAAAGUAUUGUCACCCUGCUCCUAGAUUAGAUGACAUGUUAGAUGAACUGCAUGGUUCUUGCAUAUUCACUAAAAUUGAUUUAAAGAGUGGGUAUCAUCAGAUUAGGAUGAAGGAAGCUGAUGGACAAACAAAAGUGGUUAGUAGGACGUUGUCGACCUUAUUGCGAUCUAUUAUCCAGAAUAACUUGAAGAAUUGGGAAGAGUGUUUGCCGCACGUUGAAUUUGCUUAUAACCGAAGCAUCCAUUCAGCAACUAAUUGUUCGCCAUUUGAGGUUGCAUAUGGCUUUAAUCCACUCACUCCUUUGGAUUUAUUGCCAUUACCUAUUGAUAAACAAGCUAGUUUGGAUGAGAAAAAGAAAGCUGAAAUGGUUAAGCAACUACAUGAGAGGGUGCAACAAAACAUAGAGCGACGAACUCAGCAAUAUGCAAAUCAAGCCAACAAAGGGCACAAGAAAGUUGUGUUUGAACCUAGAGAUUGGGUUUGGGUGCAUAUGCGAAAAGAGCGAUUCCCUGCACAAAGGCGUUCUAAGUUGCAGCCAAGAGGCGAUGGACCAUUUCAAGUGAUUGCAAGGAUAAAUGACAAUGCAUACAAGUUGGAGCUUCCUGGUGAGUAUAAUGUUUGUCACGCCCCAGAACCCAAAUCCGGAGACGCGACAGACGCCGUGCACUCGUGAUCGGGUCCCACGAAUGCACAAGGCUCGGAACUUAUCCAAAUCACAUCUAACAAUCCAAACUCAGAUCAGAUAUUUCAAAAUUAAUUCCCUAUGUCCAAACACAACUUAACCUCAAAAUCUCCAGAUCAAAUCUCUUAUAAACUAACUAUCCACUAAAUGAAUUUACAAUCUCCAAUUAAAAUCUCGCUUACAAGAUCAUCAUUUAUAUCUAAAAUCCAUAUUCAAUUUACACGAUGGCUAGCCUUCUAACUUGUCACUCCCCUCGGUUUCCCCCGUCCUCAGUAUCACUUCCUGAAAUGGUGGACAAGGAAAACUAUGAGAUAACUCAGUAAGUAAUUAUGGAUAGCCCUUGGGUAAAACUUUUAACAUGCCAGAUAAACCAUGUAAGUAUAACAGAACUUUCACUGAUAAACCGUUAAUGCGGAAAUCAAAUUCGGUUCAAUAGCAAAACGUUUCCUGACAAACCGUUAAUGCAGAAGAAAACUCAGUUCAGUAGUCUCAUCUAUAAGUCAUGGCCAGUGUUAUAACAACCCACUGGCAGGCGACAAAAAUUUGCCAAUG
Molecule: messenger RNA, 2328 nt
Organism: Rubroshorea leprosula
Lineage: Eukaryota; Viridiplantae; Streptophyta; Magnoliopsida; Malvales; Dipterocarpaceae
Source: the annotation of a GenBank genome assembly